AUGGCAACCCUUGCUGCUCACUUCGAGCAGCCUGACGGACGCAGGUCAGCCUCCACCUCGUCUCCGACUCCUCAUCCUUACAUGGUAGAUAGCAACGGCCGUCCCGCAUCUGCCUCGCAGAAAUCGCAGCCUCAGCAUCAGUAUGCGUUCCCGCAAGUCUCAAAUUCAUCCACACUCUUUCGCAGCAUCAGCUCUGCUGGCCACCCUCGAAACAAUACCGAAUCCUUGCACAACUCGCUUUCCACGCUAGACGCUGACGUGGAUACUCCACAGCUCGUCACCGAGCCCGAAGACGAGGACGAUGCAUCGACAGCCAGCGGAAAGCGUCACGGCGCGCUUCUGGUCGAGGAAGUGAAUGAGUGGAUGCUCCAACACUCGUUCUUUCAUUGGGGCCUCAAACGUCACAUCACCCACGGCAACCCUAAACCUAGAGACGAGAGAGACCUUCCAGAUUGGCGCAUGCGUGAACGCUUGCGCACCGUCACCGCUGCUCUCGUCAUGUGUCUCAACAUCGGCGUCGAUCCUCCAGAUGUGUCCAAGACCAACCCCUGCUCGAAGCUCAUCUGUUGGAUGGACCCAAGCUCCCUCGAAGUGUCCAAGGCGCUGCCGGCCAUCGGUCGCAACCUGCAAGCCCAGUUCGAAACGCUUAGCACCAAGACGCGCUACAAGCAAUAUCUCGAUCCCAUCGUGGAAGAGACACGGCGAUUCUGCACCACCUUGCGGAGAGCCGCCAAGGACGAGCGAGUGCUUUUCUACUACAACGGAUACGGCGUACCGAAGCCGACGCCAGGCGGCGAGAUCUGGGUCUUCAACAAGGCUUACACGCAGUACAUCCCAGUCACUCUGCACGACCUUCUCACAUGGCUCGGCAGCCCGUGCAUCUUCGUAUGGGAUGCCAGCUCUGCCGGCAAUGUCGUCGUCAACUUCAAGCGUUUGCAGGAGCGCAAAGCAGAAGAGGAGGCUACGCGGUCCAACCGGGACAGGGAAGGGCACAACCGCUCUGGCGACCGCGACCGAAGCAAGGCAGGCGCCGAUGCAUCGGCUUCAGCAGGCAAAUCGGGUGCGCAAUCUUCUUCUGCCGAAGAGCCGCACUUUCCCCUGCGUGAGUCGAUUCAUCUAGCUGCGUGCGGUCCAGACGAGGUGCUCCCCAUGAACCCAGACCUUCCAGCCGACCUCUUCACUUGCUGUCUCACAUCUCCUAUCGAGAUUUCGUUGCGAUGGUUCGUGCUUCAGAAUCCGCUACCGUCCAAACUCAACGUCGACAUGGUCAUGAACAUUCCUGGUCGACUCCAGGAUCGAAGGACGCCCCUCGGCGAACUCAACUGGAUCUUCACAGCCAUCACCGACACCAUUGCAUGGACCGUCCUUCCACGCACCAUCUUUCGCCGUCUGUUCCGUGACGAUCUCAUGGUAGCCGCGCUCCUCCGCAACUUUUUGCUAGCGGAACGCAUCAUGCGCUUCUAUCAUUGCACGCCCAUGAGUCACCCGAAACUUCCCCCAACACACAAUCAUCCGCUCUGGGAUAGCUGGGACUUGGCCGUCGAUCAAUGCCUCGCCCAGCUGCCCACGUUGCUCGCCAAGGAGCGCGCACAGGCUGAAGCUGCCGAGGGCGGUCCACCCGUGCCCCCGCAUCUUGCUUCGUUCGAGUACCGCCACAGCACGUUCUUCAGCGAGCAGUUGAAAGCGUUCGAGGUCUGGCUCCAGCAAGGUGGAGUCAGUCGAAAGGGACGAAGACGCCGCGUCAACGCAGCAAUCACCCCGCACGGUAAUCCUUCUGCGGGACUCUCAUCUGCUGCAACUGGCGCCGAUCCAGAAGCAUUCGACGAUGACGGAGACGCCAGCCCAGUGCGCGAACCGCCGGAUCAGCUUCCCAUCGUCUUGCAGGUGCUGCUGUCUCAAGCUCAUCGGUUGCGAGCGCUCAUUCUGCUCAGCCAGUUCCUCGACCUGGGUCCUUGGGCGGUCAACAUGGCGCUUAGCAUCGGUAUCUUCCCAUACGUACUCAAGCUUCUGCAAAGUCCAGCUGCCGACCUGAAGCCCGUUCUCAUUUACAUCUGGGCGCGCAUUCUCGCCGUCGAUCGCAGCUGUCAGAACGAUUUGCUCCGAGAUAACGGCUUCAUCUACUUUGCUGGCGUGCUGAGUCCUUUCCAGAACAACAAUGUCGGUCAGAACGCCGGCGCCAACGGUCCGUCGAUCCCGAUACCCAACGUCUCCGAGCACCAGGCCAUGUGCGCCUUCAUCCUCGCUGUCUUUUGCCAGGACUUUCCCGCCGGUCAGGCUGCCUGCCUCGAGACUGACGUCAUGCAUUCGUGUCUGGAGCAUCUUGAGGACGACGAUUUCUUGCUUCGUCAAUGGAGUGCACUCUGUCUCGCCCAAUUGUGGGACGACAAUGAGGCGGGCAAGGCUCGAGCCAUCUCUCUCGACGCGCAUGGAAAGCUCUGCUGCAUGCUUGGCGACGUAUCACCCGAGGUGCGUGCUGCCGUCCUCUACGCUCUUGGCACUCUGCUCGGUGCGAGCGGGUCCAGCCAGGACCAAGUCGACGUCGUCUCAUAUGCUUCCGGGGAGCCACUGCCCAUCUCGAGUGCCAAUCGGCUCGCUACGUCGAGACGCUUUUGCCCUGGCACUGGUGCCGCCACGGGCCUUCCGCCCGCCAAGCAACGAAGCCUCGAGAUCGGAAUCGCUAUCGCCUUGCUCACAACCAAGGGAGACUGCAGCCCGCUCGUCCGUAAGGAGCUCGUCAUUGCGCUCAGCCCUCUGGUGGCUGAGUACAAGGGCUUCUUUGUUCUUGCGGCUUACCUGUACUAUUCAAGGGAAGGCAGCUUGAAAAAGCCGCCAUCGCAACGGGAUCAGAAGUCAGCGACCAGCCGCAACAAGGCUGCACAAUCGUCAGAUGAACGCGAUCGACGAGCAUCGCUAGCGUCGCUGGGGUCGAUGGGUCGAGGCGCGUCCAGCAACAGUGUAUCAGGGUCGUCGACAAGUGCACUUGCGAACGAGGAGGCGCUGCUUGCGCGUCUUGCGUCCAAGCUUUUGAUCGAGGAAGAGAUCGAGGAGGAAGAUAUUGCCAACAUUCCAGCGUUCACGACGAUCUUCGUGGCUCUGCUCGAUCUCGGUGUCGACUCGAACCCGGAAGUGGCUAACCUAGCAUGCACCGUGGUGGACUUUGUCAUUGCGCUCCUGCUCGAGAGCGAUGUGUCCAAUGCAGGCGAAAGCGUGCUGCGAGGUCUUGGAACGCAGGAAACCAUUUCGCGGUUCACGACGCCCACCAGCACCGACGCCGGUCUCGAGGGCUACUUCCCACUCACGCCUCGCUCUACGGGAACGACACCAGGCUCGUCCGAUGAGAUGUCGACGUCCCAAAUUGCAGCUCUGAACGGAGCAUACGUUCCGCCAUCUGGCUUCGGCACGGGUGGCUCUGGGCCCGCUCGGCCAGGUCAAGUGGUACGUGCACAAUCUCACGCAGCACCCAAACGCACAUCGACGCUGGCUCAAGCCGUCAAGACGCUAGCCACCCUAGGCUACUCAAGGCCGGUGUCGCCAGUGGGGUCGGACCACGACACCUCGGGUCGACCUCUAUAUGGAGAAGCAGGUCCUUCGGGCAUCCCGCCACCCGGCCCCGCCGUACUCGCACCGCGUCGUAGCCCCGGCAACAAAGCGCCUGCGGCUCAGUACAGCUCGCCGUACCUGUCAAAGGGCGGUGCAGGUGGUUCGAUCACCCCACAGCACGAAGCGCCCUCCACUUUGUCGAUGCCGUCGUCGCCACUGAAUUCGGCUGCCAAGCUUGGCAACCGCUCGCAGAGCGCCGAAAGCCUAUCCUACGUCAACGGAAGAGCCGAGCGAAGGAAGCUGUCGGCAAGCACCAGCGGCUUUACGCCGGCUCAGCAGUACAUCAACGGCAACGGCAACGGUAGUCUGCACGACAGCAGCAUCGAACAAGCCAUCACCGGUGUACACGACCAGCAGCGCUUCUAUGGCGAGGAAUUGCACAAAGACCCGCAUGUCGCAGUCGAUGAUCACGUCAAGGUCGGUGAUGCGCUCGCCGGUCUCAUCGCCAUGGACAUGUACCGCUUCCGCUUACGGUUCACGGGCAGUGCCGAAGGCUCGACGCAGAACACGCCUGCGUCCUCCCCCGCUGUGAGUCGCGCCAAUCGAUGGGGCUUUGUGCCAACACCAGGGAGCAGCGGUGUCAGCACGCCAUCAGGCUCGGUGGGCUCGGGCGGUGCAAGCAACGAGCUUCGCGAGACCUUGCCGCUCAAGAGUCGCCUUUUUGCUUGGUGCAGCGAAUAUUACAUUGAGCCGCAGAUGAAGCAGGCCGAGAGCGAGGAGCCGGGCAGCCUCAAGUACAACGUACAGCACUGGAAGAAGCAGCGCAACAGCCGGCUCAUCGAGCACUCUCUCGAAAUCGCCGAUGCUGCUGCGCAGUCGGCGUGGUCAGAGCACGGAGGCUACAUCCGCAACGGCGCCGUGCCGCAUCUGAUGCUGUUCCAUCAGUACGAGAACCAUUUGGUCACGGCAAGUGACCAGGACACGGUGGCGGUGUGGGACUGGGAAGAGAAACGACUGCUCAGUCGAUUUGCCAAUGGCAAUCCGGCCAGGACCAACAUCACCUCGGCAUUGUUCAUCAACGAAGACAGCGAUGCCAUGCUGCUGGUGGGAUCUGCGGAGGGCAACGUGCGCAUCUACAGGCACUACGACUCGCCUGCGCACACGGCGGGCUUCCGAGGUCCCGAGCUUGCGUCGAGCUUCCAGGCUCUUCCGGACUUGGUGAGAAGCAAGCGACCCAGCGGAUUGGUGGUGGACUGGCUGCAAGGAUCGGGACAUAUGCUCGCUGGUGGCGACAGCCGGGUGAUUCGAGUUUGGGACGCGCAUCGCGAGCUGUGUGUGGUGGACAUCCCCACUCGAGCUUCGAGCUGCGUGACGUCGAUCUCUUCCGAAUCCGACUUUGGCCACCUGUUCGUUGCCGGAUUUGGCGACGGUACGGUUGGCGUGUACGAUCGCCGCAAUCCGCCCGAGGCGAGCCUGGUGCGGCUGUGGGAGGAGCACCAGACGUGGGUGCAAAACGUGCAUCUGCAGAAACGCGGUUCGCGGGAACUGGUCACCGCCAGCGUGGACGGCGAGGUGCGGUUGUGGGAUAUGCGCGUACGCUCGUCGAUCGCCAAGUUGAGUCUGGGUGGCAAGUUGGGUGGCAAGUUGUCGUGCAUGGCGGUGCACGAGCGGAUUCCGCUUUUUGCGGUCAGUUCGUCUCCCAAGCCGCUUCGACCGACGGCUUCGCCUCAGAUGGUGCUGCUGACGCAUCUCGAGACGCUUUCGGUGCUGGGCAAGCCGAUCGUUCGCAACUUUGCGCCGAUGGGAUCCACUCAGCACCUCGGCAACAGCACACUGCUCUACCCGCCGGAAGCGGUGAAUUCGGGCGUGCACCACCAUCACCAUCUGCAUCACUCGCAUCAUCUUGGGGAGGCGCAUCAUCACCAUCCUGCGGGAAUGGGUGGCAGCGGAAUGCUGUCGUCGCAGCACUCUGGCUUCUCGGGUGGUCACAGUGGUGUUGUCGGUGCGGGAGGAGCGGGUGGAAGCGGCGGAGGAGGUGGAUCGCAUCACGGACCGCAGCUGAACCCGACGAAUCCGUUGCAUACGCUGUUGCCGCCGGCGACGGAGGUCCCGCCUUCGAGCUUUACGCCGGCGGCGGGAAGUAUGGCUUUCCACCCUCAUCUGCCUAUCUUGGCGUUCGGUGGUCCGGAUUCGAUGAUCGAGCUGAGGGAGUGGCCUGAUGCCAGUUGA
This is a messenger RNA of Pseudozyma hubeiensis SY62, 5769 nucleotides long. RefSeq lists its product as hypothetical. Gene Ontology annotation, molecular function: protein-macromolecule adaptor activity; protein binding. The record is from RefSeq and is a predicted model, not a curated record. NCBI's taxonomy places the organism in Eukaryota, Fungi, Basidiomycota, Ustilaginomycetes, Ustilaginales, Ustilaginaceae. The transcript has a single exon. Gene Ontology annotation, biological process: TOR signaling; cellular response to amino acid stimulus; positive regulation of cell growth. Gene Ontology annotation, cellular component: TORC1 complex; cytoplasm. The coding region runs from base 1 to 5769 and encodes 1922 amino acids.